Messenger RNA from Boleophthalmus pectinirostris (great blue-spotted mudskipper), 1191 nucleotides. Its product is annotated as serine/threonine-protein kinase pim-2-like. Bases 1 to 1191 code for a protein of 396 amino acids. Gene Ontology annotation, biological process: negative regulation of apoptotic process; regulation of mitotic cell cycle; protein autophosphorylation. Gene Ontology annotation, cellular component: cytoplasm. Lineage: Eukaryota; Metazoa; Chordata; Actinopteri; Gobiiformes; Gobiidae. The record is from RefSeq and is a predicted model, not a curated record. Gene Ontology annotation, molecular function: ATP binding; protein serine/threonine kinase activity. The transcript is spliced from 9 exons.
AUGGCACCGUGGACGCAGUACAUUUUUGACGUCAGCCAAGCGAUCGUGCAAGGCUCCAGGCUCGUCUUUACAACUGGACUGAGCCUUUUCCAAACCAGGAAAAGAAAAUCCAGACACUCAGUCAAAUCUGACCUUGAGUCCAAAACGUCCUGCUCCAAAAAAUCUACACUCGAAGGAGAAACACUGGACAGAACUAAGAGGACGAAGCUCCAAGAAGAAGACUGCACUCCUUCCAUCGCUCACAGCUUGGGUUGUGAACUGAGCGUGAGCAAAACUACCAAAAAAAGAAAAUCCACCGACGAGGGGUUCAAACCUGAGCCCAAAAAACCUCGUCCUGACGAAUCUGCCAAAGUGAGUGACUUUGCGCUGACAUACGAGGAGCAUGAGCAGCUCGGAGAGGGAGGAUUUGGGUCGGUGUUUGCCGGCGUCCGGAUCUCAGACCAACAGUCGGUGGCCAUUAAACACAUGAAGAGGGACAAUGUGGAAUUUUCUCUGGUGAGCAUUGAAAAUGAAGUGUUGACCGUCCCCUCUGAGGCCGUCCUGAUGAACAAAGCUGCUCCGGAUCGGCACUCGGUCGGACUGAACCCCUCGGUGACUCUGCUCGACUGGUACCUCCAGGAUGAAGGCCAGGAGGUGGUUCUGGUGAUGGAGAGACCCACCCCAUCCCAAGACCUGUUUGACUACCAUCAGGAGAAUGGCCCCCUGACAGAAGCUCACGCAAAGGAGCUGAUCCGUCAGGUGGUGAACGCGCUGCUGGACCUUGACUCAAAACAGAUUUUCCAUAGAGACAUUAAUAUGAAAAAUCUGCUGGUUCAGGCGACAGAGUCUGGCCCAAGGAUCAGGGUCAUAGACUUUGGCUGUGGCUGCGGCGCCCAAUCAGAGCCCUUCUACAGUUUCAAAGGAACACCAGAGUAUGCACCUCCUGAGGCCUAUGGGACUGAAGGAUACCGCGCUGCUCCUACCUCAGUGUGGCAGACGGGGGCGCUACUUCACGAACUGCUGCGCUCUAAGAGUGACAAAGGGUUCACCACAAGAGAUUUCAUGAAGGGUUUUCCAUACAUUUCCUUCUUGAGUCUGAGUGGUGUGUCCCAAGAGUGCAGUGACUUCUUGCGGGCCUGUCUGGCACUGGACCCCAACCAGAGGAUCCCUUUGGACCAGCUGAGCCACCAUCCCUGGUUGAGCCUGGUCUAA